AAUGUCGCUUGUCGGUGACGUCACGUCAGCAAAUGUCACCACUCGCGUUCUCAAUUCUCAUUAUUUUUAUUUCGCAAUUUCCAGAAAUUUACAAUUCUAUACAAUUCUCUGGCGUUUUUUUUCUUUAGUAAGUAGUCUUAUGUUAUUUCGUUAAACGAUGGACAAUCAAUAUUACUACAAGCUGAUGGCGAGUUAUUUAUCUAAACGAAACUGCGACGAGUCAUUUAUGAGGUAUUUCUUCGGUAAGAAUGCAACAAAGAAGACACCUGAAGAGUUGGAACGGGCCGAUGAAAGAAAAAGACGUUUGCAGAGGGAGAGGUCGAGACGGUAUCGCGCCUUGAAAAAUGCCCGCCGUCAAAACGAAAACAGUCGAGAUAGUAAUGAAAAUGAAUCUGCAAGGAGCAAGUCACGAACUCUUUCUGUGGACGAAGAGGUGAGCGAUUGUGAUGAGUCGCCAACACUGUGCGACCUACGUGAGUUACACUAUGGUGAAGCAUGGCGAGAGCCAGCUUCCUCUGAUUGCGCUUCAGAUGAUAACUCUGCGCAUUCCGUGCUCGAUCACACGCCUCCAGCCAACCUCUCACUUGACUUAAAAGAGUUUCUCAGUUCCAACACUGAGUUAGACUAUCCUACUGUACACAGCCUUAUGUUUCACUGGCUUCAGACGUAGCAUCUUGGCAUUAACAAAAUAAGGCUUUCUUGGCCAAUAUGUCAAGCAAUUUGGGAUAAAGUCACAAAUUAGAAAUUGUUUCAAUCAAGCUUCUAUCAGUAGAAUUUCACAAAGUAUUAUUAUUGAGCUACCACAAGGUAAAACAGUAGAUACUCACAUAUCAAUACAUAGGAAUGCUUGUUAAUGUGAAGCUGUCACUUGAGAUUACCGUCCUGCUCUAGAUUAUAUGCAUAUGUUCUGAUGUUAAUGGUUACUAUAUACUGUUUAUAAUAUGCUUUAAAGAAAGUAGUAUAUAAAAUCAGGUUAAUAACCAAUUCCCUUAAUUUAAAAUGAUUACAGACUACAGAUUAUAAUGAUAGUUAUAAUUUGUACUCCAUUUUCCAUUGUAAAGAAAAAUUACCUACUGGUUAACUUGCAAUAUAAUUGCUAUAUUAUUGUUUUGUACAAAAUCAGUAUACUGAUCAUUAUCAGUGAUAAAGUAUCAGGCUCAGUGGUCAUUGAGCUCCUUACUUAAAAUAAUGAAUUCCACUAGACAAUAAGUUGUUGUUAAUUUGCCAUAUCCUAAUGUUUAGAAUACUCUACUAAUAUACAUUAUUAUAUAUCCUUAUAGAGACAUAGAGUAUAUAUACCUAUAGUUUGUGAUACAAGGCGUUUACAUUUUGUGUGAAAUCUACAAUAUUAGGUGUAAUAUAGGCUAGGUUAUGUAUGAGUCAGUAAGUUUGUGUCACACUCGAUUGCUGGUCAUAUGCUCUAAUCUGGUGUUACAUUUAAACAAAGCAUUCCACAAUAUUUUUAAUAGCUUUUUUAAUAUUUUUGUAAGCUACUUUAUUAAUAAGUUUAACUUGUUCUAGGGCUUAGGUCUUGAACUAAAACAUCUGAAUUUAAGUAUUUAUGCUAUAACUGCAUUUAGCUAAAAAAUACUCAAUUAUUGCUCUCUUAUGUUUUUAUAAUUAAUUGGUUUAUAUAAAAUUUAUUUAAAUUUUAAUAUAGAAAUAAGUUAAUUUUUAAUAAGUUGAUAGAAUUUCAGUUUGUGAUAUUUACUAGAUCUUGAAUUGUAUUGAUUAUUUAUAAAAAAAAAUUUUAAACAAGCAUUACAUUAUGUAUGAAGAAUUGGCAUGAUAAAAUGAAUUGUGUCUUAAUGCUAUUGUAUUGCUCAUGUGCCAUUAUUUAAUUAUGAAUAAUUCACAAAAAGUAUUUUUUUAAAUUCAUUUAAAUGAACCAGCACAAAACUUUUAAAGUACAUAGUUUUUAAAUAGGAAAAAGUUAAGCUGUUUUCUAUGUAAGGUGGUUUAUUAUAGAACUUUGAGUACAUUUGAAUGACAAAUUAUGUGGAAUAUAAUUUCAAUUUGUAAGAAACAGCAUUUUCAUCUUAUAAUGUUAAAGGCCUAAAUUUGUAUUGUUAUAAUCAGGAUUAUGUUAUAUCUUUAUUAAUAAUUUUUGCUUUGCUGUAUUAGCGUUAAUUGCGUCAAAUUAGGGAAUUGUUCCCAAGGGUGCUGAAGCAGUGGUGCAGUGGAGUGCCCAAGAGAGCUAGUUAUAUCCUUGCAUAUCUUUAAAUAUAUAUGUAGGUACUGUAAGGUAGUGCCAUAUUAAAGAGCUUCCUAUUUUUAUAAAA
This is a messenger RNA of Pieris rapae (cabbage white), 2282 nucleotides long. RefSeq lists its product as uncharacterized. NCBI's taxonomy places the organism in Eukaryota, Metazoa, Arthropoda, Insecta, Lepidoptera, Pieridae. The coding region runs from base 158 to 670 and encodes 170 amino acids. The transcript has a single exon. The record is from RefSeq and is a predicted model, not a curated record.